Messenger RNA from Apis dorsata (giant honeybee), 2550 nucleotides. RefSeq names its product protein distal antenna (gene dan). The transcript has a single exon. NCBI's taxonomy places the organism in Eukaryota, Metazoa, Arthropoda, Insecta, Hymenoptera, Apidae. Gene Ontology annotation, molecular function: DNA binding. Bases 1046 to 2395 code for a protein of 449 amino acids. The record is from RefSeq and is a predicted model, not a curated record.
UCGUCGCGAGAGCAUCGUGCGUUGCUGCUUCUCGCGACAAUCCACGUGCGUUUGUCCACGUGCGCUCUCGUGUGUAACGUAGUGUACCGUGCGCACACAUCGAAACAGUUAGCUGUGAGCUGUGGAACUGUGUAGAUCGACAACGAUCACUACACAUAUAGGCGGUCGACAGGCGAAGAGCGACGCGACGCGACGCGCGCCCCUAAAAGCAGUUAUACGCGAGGUAGCCAGCGACGAUAGACGCAGCGCACAUACAGCGACGGUUCAGUCGAGGUCGAUCCACCGUCAGGUGACGAUCGUCGGUGUCACGGUCUUUCAUACGACUAUUAUUGGGUGAUAUAUUCUGUCGGUGAAUCUUGGGAAUUGAACGCGAGGCGCGCCAGUGUGCUGUUUUGCAAUCUGUAGAACAAGCGUUAUUAAAAUAUAGUUCAGGAAUUAUUUGAAAUUUUCUUGGAUCUUUUCAUCGAUCUUGUUGAUCGAUCACUUCAAGUGAAGAGAAGAAAGUGAAUUAUAAGAACGCAGUGAAAAUUGAUGAGUGUGUUAGCGUGAGGCUUCUCAUGUGCCACGCUUAGCACGAUUUAGAUCGAGUGUUUUCAAGAGGACGAAAUGCGACUGAGAAGUCGCGCGAAAUACGCUGAAAAUUAUUCUACGAAUUCGAACGCUGUGUUUUCGUGGUGCGAGUAACAUCGCGUGGAAAACAUUGAAUAUAUUUAUCGAUUAUUAUUGAACGGAAAUCAAGAACGACUAUUGACCGAGUGAAAUUUCGGCAAAAAUCGUCGAAAAUUUCACCGUGUUUUUGCAGAAUUAAUAAAAAGAUUUACGGUGUGAAAAAAUAAUUUUCAACCUGGAUCUAAGGACGACGAAUCUGAGCAUUUACGUGGACGACCCUAAUCGGGUGUUAGACGUUCGCGAAAAAUUGCGUGGUAGGGAUCGCAAAGUUAGCAAAAUAGAUCCUAAAGUGAUCGACGAAGGCAUCACGACGACGGAGGACGGUGGUUACGAGGAUCGUUUGCGAGAAGGCGCGAAAGAUAGUCGUCUCGCUGGAAUGAGGGGCGAGUCGGCGCGUCCCGGUAAGCGUCCUUUAAGGGCGCUUUCCGCUUCUGAAAAGAUGGAUGCGAUACAGAGAGUUCACGAAGGAGAGAGCAAAGCAUCGGUCGCUCGAGAUAUCGGAGUGCCAGAAUCGACAUUGCGCGGAUGGUGCAAAUCCGAACACAAGAUCAGGGGCAUGGCAAGGAAUUCGUCAACACCGGAUAGUGAGGCCCAUUCACCUGCUUCGUCUUCUGGUGCGAAUAUAGCAGCUGGUAACUUGGCCGGUGGAUCGGCAAAUCUGUCAAGCGAGGAUGAGGGUCCUUGCGUGAAGAAAUCAAAAAUAGAUCAACAAACGUCGGUAAAUAGCGCGGGCACGUCGUUUGUCGGUAGUGAUGUUUGCACCGAUACGGAUGGUAAACAGGACAACAAGCCGAAGAUCGAUUAUGUAGGAUUGAUGACCAGUAUGGCGGGCAUGAGACCCGAAAAUAGUUCACUUCUUCUGCAACAGCUGGGCCUGUUGUCCGGCGCCACCGGUACGCUCGCCAAGAAUUUGUUGAGCAUGUCACCGGCUUUAUCACACGGCAGCACCGUCGGUCUCGUCGAGAACGGUCUUCAGUAUACAAAGAACACUGGAAACGCGUGUAUUACGAACUUGAACAGUUUGAAUAGUAGUAACAAGAGGCAUAGUAUUUCGGCGAUCGCGCCAACACAAAUGGAUUCCGUGGUCGCAAAAUCGUGCAGCACACGAAAAAGUUUACCACCUGCAGCGGAAGCGCCAUCGACCCCGGUUCCCGCGUCCCCUAGAAAAACGAACGAGAACAACAGUAUUCAAAGAUCAACGAACAAGCCUAAAAAGGAGAGCAAUGUGAACAGCGGCAACAAAAAGGUGGACGAGGCGUUAUGGCUAUGGCUGACACAGCAGCAACAGUUGCUCGGUCAACAAUCGGCGAGUUUCAAUCCGAGCAUCAAUCAGCAGGAUGGUUCGUGGUUCUGGCAAUGGUACAAGCAGUGUAGCUUCCCACUGAUAACGCCGACGCCAUUAGCGCCUAGUCCGGUCGCUAAGAAAUCACCGAGCAAAGCAAGAGCCAUGCUUGACAACGUGCUUUGCAAUAAUAACAACGACAAUGUGAAACGGAGUUUAACCAUGGACGAGGAAUCCGCUACUGCAGCGGAAGAUAUCGAGUCAACUGACGUACCGAGUAGUACAGAAGAAGCGAUCGAGCACGGCGAGAAGUUUUUCAAAUGGUUAGAUAAAUGUUCUGAACCAGCAGUCACAAGGCUUCAAAUCAUACAAUUCAAAUAUCUAUUGGACAAUUUGAAAGCGUGUAGGAAGAAGUCGACUAGCUUGAAACAAAGUAGAAAGUAGGCGAGGAGAGAAGAGACAAGCUGUGAUGCUAAAUAUAUAUUCUUAGGAAAGAAGAGUGUAUUAGCCGCGACUCAUGAGGUGGAAAAAAAUAGGUAGAAUCGAACAGAGACAAACAAACAGACAAAUGAUGAAAUAAAGAUGGAGAGAAAAUAAAA